UGAACCAAACAGAAAACUGAAAAAGAUUGACAGGAGACGAAGAAGAAAACAGUUUUCUAUCCCUUCGUAUCAUACCAUUGCUGAUCUGUUGUUUCCUCUCUCUCUCUCAUGGAAACCAUUCUCUCUCCUCACUCUUUCUGUCCUCUCCUCAAUCCCAAAACUCCAUCUUCAAAGACCAUUCUCUCUCCACCUCUCCAACCCAGAUCAAACUCACAAUGUCUCACCAAACCCAUUUGUUCUAACCUCAAAAUUGAAUCUUCUAAACCAAUCAAACAGUCUUUUCCAAUACCCACAAGCUGGUUUUCUCACGCACGCCAUGGAUUGGCAGCUCUAGCUCUCUCUUUAGCACUCAACUUCUGCCCAAUUUUGCCCAGUAGCUCUGCAUUAGCAUCUGAAUUUGAUGUACUAAACGAUGGGCCGCCCAAAGAAUCGUAUGUAAUUGACGAUGCAGGUGUGCUCAGUCGGGUGACAAAAUCCGAUUUGAAGCGUUUGUUAUCGGAUUUAGAGUCGAGAAAGAACUUCCACGUUAAUUUCAUCACUGUUCGCAAGCUCACUAGCAAAGCUGAUGCUUUUGAGUAUGCUGACCAAGUUUUGGAGCGUUGGUAUCCCUCAGUUGAAGAAGGCAACAACAAGGGCAUUGUAGUGCUUGUUACUAGUCAAAAAGAAGGGGCAGUCACAGGUGGCCCUGAAUUUGUCAAAGCUGUAGGAGAUACCAUUCUUGAUGCCACUGUAUCAGAGAACCUUCCUGUCCUAGCAACGGAAGAAAAGUACAAUGAAGCACUUUAUAGCAGUGCCAAACGGCUAGUCGCUGCCAUUGAUGGGCUUCCAGAUCCUGGUGGCCCCUCAUUCCAGGAAAACAAACGAGAAUCCAACUUCAAAUCCAGGGAGGAGACAGAUGAGAAAAGGGGACAAUUCACUCUUGUGGUUGGAGGAUUGUUAGUGAUUGCAUUUGUUGUUCCUAUGGCACAAUACUAUGCUUAUGUCUCCAAGAAGUGAGUUUAACUGUUGUAUUAAAAUUAUGCCUCUAUCAUGGACUUUGGAGGAACAUGUAAAAAUCAUUGUACAAAUGGUCAUUUAUAGCAAAUAUUUGAUGAGAAACAGGCUAUCAAAGGAUGGAUAUGGAAUUUUGGAUUCUAUGUUUA
Cornus florida is the source of this 1142-nucleotide messenger RNA. Its product is annotated as UPF0603 protein At1g54780, chloroplastic. NCBI's taxonomy places the organism in Eukaryota, Viridiplantae, Streptophyta, Magnoliopsida, Cornales, Cornaceae. The transcript is spliced from 3 exons. Bases 109 to 996 code for a protein of 295 amino acids. The record is from RefSeq and is a predicted model, not a curated record.